Messenger RNA from Saccoglossus kowalevskii, 2202 nucleotides. RefSeq names its product zinc finger protein 862-like. The record is from RefSeq and is a predicted model, not a curated record. NCBI's taxonomy places the organism in Eukaryota, Metazoa, Hemichordata, Enteropneusta, Harrimaniidae.
AUGGCAUCCAAACGAACACUGACCGACUUUUGGGGAGGAAAUGAUUUGGAGAAAAAAUCUCAGGAGCAAUGUUCUGCGUCAGAAAUGAGAAAAGAUAGAAAACUUGCUACUCCUCGACGCAAAAUAAAAUCAGAAUGGUUUUCACGCUACCCGUGGUUGAAGUACGAUUCUGAAAAACAACUGUUCUUUUGCAAAUCGUGUAUUGCAGCAGGUAGAAGCAAUAUCUUCACCACAGGUAAACGAUCAGAAAAUCCAAAAGCAGACGAUUUUUCAAAACAUGAAAAAAGUAAUGAUCAUAAGUUCGCUGUGACAGCAGCGGACUCUACUGUUAAUGAAGAGAUGCCCCGAGCAGCGACGAAUGCGUACAGUGCCGUCAAAGAGGCUAUUGUGGCAGCCAUGAGGAGUGUUUACUUUGUUGCAAAAGAAGAUAUUGCGAAAAGGAAAGGGUGCAAGUCCUUAGAAAUUCUGCGGCAUUCAGACAGAGUUUGUUAUACGCAUAGUACUAGUGUUGACGACUUUUUGGAGUGCAUUGCCGAAGUAGUUGAAAAUGAAAUUAUUCGGAAAAUGAAGUCAGCAAAAUUCUACUCUCUAGAAUUAGAUGAAUCUACAGACAUUGGCAUUUGCCAAAAUCUCAUGAUCUACAUACGUGGUGUAGUAGAUGGAAAGAUUGAAUCACAUUUUUUGAGUGUCAGCAUGUUAUCUAGUGCAACUGCGGAGGCACUUUACGAAGAGGUGAAACAUGUUAUUGAUGACAAGGGCCUACUUCUUUCAAAUUUAAUUUCACUGGGUACUGACGGUGCCAGUGUUAUGACUGGACAGAGAAAGGGAUUAACAACUCGUUUUAAAGAGGACAAUCCGUUUAUUCUGUCACAACAUUGCGCUGCACAUAAACUUGCCCUAGCCAGUGGCCAAGCUGCAGACUGCAUUCCUUACCUUGUUAAAUACCAAGCACUUGUUAAUGAUCUUUAUAAAUAUCAUCAUUAUUCACCCAAGAAUCAGAAUAAGUUAACUGCUAGUCAGAAAAUAAUGGGUGAAAGUCAGUUGAAAUAUCAACAGACAUUUAGCACAAGAUGGUUAUCUUUCUACAAUAGUGUUUCAGCAAUUUGUAGAACAGUGAGUUCUCUUAUCACAGCACUCAAAGACGAUGUUGACAAUAAUAGGAACAAUGCCUGUGUGUCUGGACUUCUGAAGAAUAUUGCCAGAUUUGACUUUCUUGCUUUGUCAUUUUUUUUGCUUGAUGUGUUAUCAGUUUUAAACACCACCUGUUUAGCUUUGCAGUCUGAUGGUCUUACUUUUACUGAGGUUAAACAUCACAUUAACGCUUGUCAAAAAGCUGUAGAAGACUUCAAAACUAAAAAGGGUAGAAAUUAUCAAACUUUUAUUGAUACUAUAACACAUGAUACUACCAAUGAUGCUGAUUUGCCAACAGAAGUAGAAUUUUAUGGACAUGUUGUAGCUGCCACUAAAAAACAAAGAGACAAUUUUGCUAAGACGAGUCAGAAAUUUCUUAGUUGUCUCUCAGAAAAUUUGGUUAAUAGAUUCCAUGAAGAUGAUGACCAAAUCAGUUUAGCCUUUGAUAUUCUGGUACCUUCAAAACUACCAGACAAUGAAGACCAGAUUGCAGAAUAUGGUACAGCUGAAAUAGAAAAGUUGAGUGAGUUUUUUGGUACAGAAAAGGCAAGUACCACAUGUGUGGACCCCCCAGUAUGCAAAACAGCUGUAAUUAAUGAAUGGUCUAUUUUCAAACAUGUGAUGCACAAGUAUAGACAGCAGUCUUUCACAGAUUUUUGGGAGUGGGUUUUGAAUAAAUAUAAAUCUGCUUAUCCAAAUAUUUGUAUUUUAGCAACUAUAUGUCUAACAUGUCCAGUGACUUCUGUUAAUGUGGAAAGGGGUUUUUUUCGUUAUAAUAUUGUGAAAACAGCACUGAGAAAUUCUUUGUACACAAAGAGUGUCAACACGUUACUGAUGGUUAAAAUUGAGGGUCCGGACCUCACUGAGUUUAACUUUGAUAACAGUUUUCAACUGUGGUGUUCUAAGAAAGAUAGGAGAGCACUUAAACCAACAUUUCAACAGAAAGUUCAUGUGGAGGAGGCUGAUAAAACCAUGUAUUCUAGAGAGGAUGUUGGUUUCAUGAUGGAGUAUGUUGCCUCCAAAUGUCUUGAUAUUCAACAAGGAGAGGAAACAUGUGACGAUGAAAAAUAA